This is a messenger RNA of Amblyraja radiata (thorny skate), 2943 nucleotides long. It is a transcript of the gene trpc4ap, whose product is annotated as short transient receptor potential channel 4-associated protein. The transcript is spliced from 19 exons. Gene Ontology annotation, cellular component: Cul4A-RING E3 ubiquitin ligase complex. The record is from RefSeq and is a predicted model, not a curated record. Gene Ontology annotation, biological process: ubiquitin-dependent protein catabolic process. Gene Ontology annotation, molecular function: phosphatase binding. NCBI's taxonomy places the organism in Eukaryota, Metazoa, Chordata, Chondrichthyes, Rajiformes, Rajidae. The coding region runs from base 16 to 2424 and encodes 802 amino acids.
CAAUGGGGAUGACGGAUGGAGCCAGGGCGGCGCCGCCAGCGGCCAAUGGAGAGAGCGGAUGGGCUGAGGCCGCAGUUAUCUGUCGUGAGGGAAAUGGCGGCGGCGGCUGGGCCUCCGGAGCUCUCUAGCGCCGUAUCUCGUUGUGUUCGCCCCCACAAUAUCGUCCCUCGCCUUCAACAGGGUCGCUACACGGGGCAUGGGCCCACCAGAGUCUCGCAGAUUCCAGAUUCCUUGCUCCGAGAGAGGGAUAAGAUUGCAAAAUGGAAUGGCAUCCCUCAUCUGGUGCAGAAAUUAUAUGAAAACAGCCAACCCAACAAUGAUGAUCUCUUGCUGUGCCAAGGAAUCUUAAAGGAGAUUGCUCCACUCCUCUCGAUGGAAGCAAUGGCAUUUGUGACGGAGGAUGGGAAAGGUGCCCAAGAAUCCAAAUUCCCCAACACGCACAUUUUCGAUAUUUUUGGUGGAGUAGAUCUUUUAGUUGAAAUCCUCAUGCGCCCAACACUUGCACCACAGAAAAAGAAGCAGAAAAUGAGUGAAGACUUGAUAAAGGAUUGCCUAAGUAUAUUAUACAACACUUGUAUCUGCACUGAUGGAGUAACGAAGCGCCUCUCAGAAAGGAAUGACUUUGUACUGUUCCUCUUCACACUCAUGACAAACAAGAAGACCUUUUUGCAAACAGCUACACUAAUAGAGGAUAUCUUGGGAGUUAAAAAGGAGAUGAUCCAAUUGGAGGAUAUUCCAAACCUUACAAAUCUGGUGGCUAGUUUUGACCAGCAGCAACUCGCGAAUUUCUGUCGGAUUCUUUCGGUGACUAUCUCUGAGCUGGACACGGGAAAUGAUGACAAACACACGCUGCUUGCCAAAAAUGCGGAGCAGAAGAAAGCGGCAGGACCUUCACGAGCAGAAAUCAACCAAGUCACCCUCUUGAAUAUUCCUGGUUUCAUCGAGCGAUUAUGUAAACUGGCAACGCGGAAGGUCUCUGAGACUGCAGGCACUUCAAACUUCUUGCAGGAACUCGAGGAAUGGUAUACCUGGCUAGACAAUGCACUAGUUCUCGAUGCUUUAAUGCACAUGGCCACUGAAGAGACUGACCAAAGCAGUAGCACAGAGUCAGCAGAUGAGAGUGUGUUGGCUGCCAGCCAGCUAAGAAGUCGGCUUCCACAGUCCAUGAAGAUCAUGCACGAGAUCAUGUAUAAAGUGGAAGUGUUGUAUGUGUUAUGUGUGCUGCUGAUGGGAAGGCAACGAAAUCAGGUGCACAAGAUGCUGGCAGAAUUUUGCCUUAUUCCUGGACUUAAUAAUCUGUUUGAUAAACUGAUUUGGAGGAAGCAUUCUAAUAAUCAUGUCCUGCAUGGGCAGAACCAAAUCUGUGACUGUAGUCCAGAGAUUUCCCUGAAAAUCCAAUUCCUAAGAUUGCUUCAGAGCUUCAGUGAUCAUCAUGAGAAUAAGUACCUCUUAUUGAACAGCCAGGAGCUGAAUGAACUUAGUCUCAUCUCACUCAGAGCCAAUAUACCAGAGGUGGAAGCAGUUGUCAACACUGACAGAAGUCUGAUCUGUGAUGGGAAGAAAGGACUUCUAACAAGGUUGUUACAGGUUAUGAAAAAGGAACCUGUUGAAUCCUCCUUCAGAUUCUGGCAGGCAAGAGCAGUUGAGAGCUUUCUGCGAGGAGUGACGUCUUAUGCUGAUCAGAUGUUUCUUUUGAAACGUGGUUUGCUGGAGCACAUUUUGUUCUGCAUUAUCGACAGUGAAUGCAAGUCGAGAGAUGUGUUGCAGAGUUACUUUGACCUCUUGGGCGAGCUGAUGAAAUUCAACAUUGAUGCCUUCAGGAGGUUUAAUAAGUAUGUAAACACAGAGGAGAAGUUUCAGAUAUUUUUGAAUCAGAUCAACAGUUCUUUAGUGGAUUCCAAUAUGUUGGUUCGCUGCAUAGUAUUGUCCUUGGAUCGAUUUGAGAGUCAAACAGAUGCUGUAAAAGUUGCAGAAGUCAUUUCCCAGUGCUGUCUACUGUCCUACAUGUCCCAUGUGGAAAACCAGCUCUCGUUCCUUUUCCGUCUAAUUAACAUUAUUCAAGUACAGACCCUCACGCAGGAAAAUGUCAGCUGCCUGAACACCAGCCUGGUGAUCCUGAUGCUAGCCAGACGUAAGGGCAAGCUACCAUUUUACCUGAAUGCCCUGCGGGGGAAAGAGCUUUCGGAGAAAUAUCCAGGGUUCCUACUCAACAAUUUCCACAACUUGCUCCGCUUUUGGCAAGAACAUUACCUCAACAAAGACAAGGACAGCACCUGUCUGGAAAAUAGCUCCUGCAUUCAUUUCAGUUACUGGAAAGAGACUGUUUCACUGCUGCUCCAUCCAGACCAGACUGCCCCGUGUGCAAUCAUUAGCUACAUUGAUAAAGCCUACAUGAGCGUUGAUAAAGACUUCAGUGAGGACUAAUGUAGGCCUUUUAGACCAACUGGACUGAUGCUUUGUCAAUCUGACGAUUCAGCACAAUACCAUGGCAUUCAGGUGUCUGUUUAUUCACAGCACACGCUGGGAGGUGCAAGAGCUGGUUGGUGAUUGGUGCAAAUGCUUUUAUUUUAACCAUGGACUGCUGCCUUUUGUCUUUGAUUACUAUCCUUUGGGCUUCUGAACCCAUCUGUUAUGCCUGUGGGAGGGUGAGAAAUGUUCUGUCACUGGAUACAAGUCAAAGCUGCCUACGAGCCAGCACUGCCUGGAUUAAAUGUAUAAAGGAAGGAGCACGUUUAACAUCGGAUUUUUCUUUAAUGUCCCAUUCUGAUUUGUUAUUUUAAACAUCUACUUCAAGUGUGUGUGAAUUGGCAACUUCCUGGUCAUGUUAAGAUGCAAGUGGCCAACAGAAUAGCUUUCAGUGUGAAACUCGAGUGCGAGUUUAAAAUGGGUAUAUUCCAUUCACAGUAAUAUUUUCAUGACUUUGUUAAAACUAAGUUGCAGUUA